AUGCCUUGCGACCAAAUCAAGCUAAACAAUGGGUUAUGGAUGCCGCUUGCGGGGUUUGGUCUCUGGAACAUCGAUAAAUCCGCCUGCGCAGAGGCAGUAUACAAUGCCAUAAAAGAAGGUUACCGCUGCUUCGACGGCGCAUGUGAUUACGGAAACGAACGCGAAGCCGGCCAGGGCAUCGCACGAGCAAUCCAAGAAGGACUAGUAAAGCGAGAGGAGCUAUUCAUCGUCUCCAAACUCUGGGGAACCUUCCACGCCCGCGAUCAAGUCGAACCCAGCGCCCGCAGACAACUCGCAGACUGGGGCCUCGACUCCUUCGAUCUCUACCUGGUCCAUUUCCCCAUCGCCCUGAAAUACGUCGAUCCAGAGGAGCGGUAUCCUCCUGGUUGGGCAGCAGUGGGCUCGAAGUCCGUGGAGACAGCGCGGGUCCCAAUUCAUGAUACCUGGAGGGGGAUGGAAUCACUGGUUGAUGCGAAGCUGGCCCGGGGCAUCGGCGUGAGUAAUUUUAGCAUCCAGCUGCUGAGGGAUCUGCUGUGCUACGCGCGGAUCGCGCCGGCGGUGCUGCAGAUCGAACAUCAUCCGUACCUGGUACAGUCUCGGCUCGUUGGUUUUGCGCACCAGCAAGGCGUGGCAGUCACGGCCUAUUGCUCCUUUGGACCCCAGAGCUCUGCGGCAGCCCAGUCAAUGAGUGCAGCCGAGGUGGCGCCACUUCUGGAACACCCCUUGAUUACCUCCGUCGCGCGACGACAUGGUAAGACCUCGUCGCAGGUCCUCCUGCGGUGGGCGACUCAGCGCGGUGUUGCGGUCAUUCCGAGAAGUGGGAGAUCGUUGCAUAUGCGGCAGAAUCUAGAUAUGCAGUGGCAGCUUACUGAGCUUGAAAUCCAAUCAAUUAGUGAUUUGAAUGAGGGGAGGAGAUUCAAUGAUCCUGUUGCGCACGGAUACAAUGUUCCAAUCUUUGAUUGAGUGAGUGUCCUGUGUUCUUGACUCAGGAACUGGAAGGGAUUAUUGGACACUAUGAUAUUACCUGCAAACCCGGUCUAGAUCUUAU
This is a messenger RNA of Aspergillus steynii IBT 23096, 1048 nucleotides long. Its product is annotated as putative NAD(P)H-dependent D-xylose reductase xyl1. Gene Ontology annotation, molecular function: aldose reductase (NADPH) activity. The record is from RefSeq and is a predicted model, not a curated record. Lineage: Eukaryota; Fungi; Ascomycota; Eurotiomycetes; Eurotiales; Aspergillaceae. Gene Ontology annotation, cellular component: cytosol. The transcript has 3 exons. The coding region runs from base 1 to 963 and encodes 320 amino acids.